CCUUGCCUGAGGUUAUGUUUUCUGUUUUCCUGUUUCAUAUUAACACAAAAGUUCUUAUUUCUUAAAGUAAAUGAUGGAUAUUGAAGCGAAAAUAAGAGAAGACAUGCGCACCCUUGGCUGCAGCUCUGACUUAAAAAUAUCACUGGCUUACCACCUCUACGUAUAUUUAGUGGACGUAAAACUUAUGUACGACACCGAAUACUGUUACAAUAAAGACGUAGACGCUUUAUAUAUAGUCGCGAGGCCUAGUAAACGGGAUAAAAUGAACAUAUACGUGCCCGUGCCUACGCAUGAAGAUGUUAAUAUGGAGUUUAUUGGUGUUUUGCAGCAGAAUUUGUGUACAAUUGAGACCGGACCUAGUAUUAAUUUAGCUUUCAUCGACGGGGAUUUGUCGACAGUUAUCUACACAUUUACUAAAGGUAUAGUCGAGAGGCCGACGCCCGAGAAGGUGGCCGAGAGGAGAAUGCGGGAAGAGCGGAGAAUGUUCAUUGACAAUGAACUAAGGAAGAAAAAGAAUGAAAUUCUCAAUGACGCAAUGAAUGGAGGGUUUGUGGACGACGACGAGUGUCAAGUGAUUGAGUGAAGUGUGUGCCAAGUGGAAAUUGGACAAUAAAUCAAAUAACUGAGUCUGGACAAUCCAUAAAAUUUACAGAAAUAUAUUUUAUUUGAUUGUUAAGGUUUGUCUGUGAGCGACCAGUGAAGCUUGCAAGUGGGCACCACUCUGUGUAUGCCAAGGAUAUUCCAUAAUAUUUUGUUAACAUAAUGUAGCAUAUAGUAUAUAAGUACCUACCCAGUACCCUGCAAUAGAUACACUGGCACAUUGGUCUUUGGAAAGAGACAAUUGGCUGUUUACAAUGGUUUCCAAAAACUGGCGACCAUCCAUGUAUCAUCAUAUUUAUUCAGUAUUUGUUUUAUAAUAAAUAAAUAUAGCCUGUGAUUUUGUCAGCAUAGGAUUAGUAAUUCGGGUAUCUAGCUUAUUUUAUUUUCGAUCUACUUUUUAUUGAUUUCCUGAACAAACUUCUACCCCAUUUUCAUGUUCACAAUAAAUAGGGUACUCUCCUUCUAGUAGGGUUUGCAAUCCGGAUCCAAAAUGUAGGAAAUUAUCCAGAUCUGGAUCCGGAUCCGCAAAUCUUCCCAUAAAUAUCAGAUCCGUCGUGCAAAUCCUACCUACUAGUCAAAUCAGUUUAUUUUAAAGAACUGUCAAAACAAUGUUUAUAUGGAAACUGCUAUAGUGAUGGAAGUCACUUUUUUUUAGUUCUAUCUGAUUUAUUAACCUGUGUCAAAAUAUACACACUAGCUAUGUUUUUCUAAUAACUAUGUGCUGGUUUUUUAUUGUGCAUGUUAUGUGCGGUAUGAAGUAAUUUAUUUUAAAUACAGGAAACAACCCUUUUGUUAUGAAUACUGUGUAAGCACAGUAUUAAUAACGAAAGGGUUGUUUCCUUGUAUCAUUUUGGUGAUCUAAGACGGGAGCAGUGUAGUAGGUUAUCGAGCCGAGGCAGUCAUGUAUUAUUGUUAUCUACCAAUAUCUCCAUUACAAUUUACAUAAAUAAUUGUUUAGUUUCCUAUUGUAAUUUGUUUUUCCUAUAAAUAUGUUGUGUUAAGGAUAAUAUUCUUAUGUUUAGGAUAGUAUUCUGAUAUAACAAUAGACGCAAU
This is a messenger RNA of Cydia fagiglandana, 1653 nucleotides long. RefSeq lists its product as uncharacterized. Gene Ontology annotation, molecular function: nucleic acid binding. Lineage: Eukaryota; Metazoa; Arthropoda; Insecta; Lepidoptera; Tortricidae. The coding region runs from base 71 to 583 and encodes 170 amino acids. Gene Ontology annotation, biological process: tRNA splicing, via endonucleolytic cleavage and ligation. The transcript has a single exon. The record is from RefSeq and is a predicted model, not a curated record.